UUAGCUAGGAAACUAAACUUUCAUACAAAUACAUACCAAAAAAAUUAUUGUAACCAAAUUCAUAGACGUCAUUGAGCAAAGAUUUAAUAAAUAAAAUCCCCUUUUACAAUAUUUCCAUUUGAAACAUUAACCUAAAACCUCCUUCAAAAAUUACCUGGGUAUGAAAGCUCUAAAGUAACCAUGAUACCGAUACUUGCUUUACAAAAUACUAUAUAUCUCCUAAUGAACCAUUACAAUUCAAAAUGUUUUAACAUUCGAACGUAUAGGCAUAUGUAUUGAUCAACGGUCCCAUGCCAUUCUGAGCCCCCAAAAGUUUAAAUGGAACUAGUUUGACGAGACACAAUUAAACCUUAUUGAAUCGACAGGAAUAUUGAAUUAAUGCUCCGGUAUACACGUCUUAGAUAACCAGCUUGAAAAAAAAUUCUACCUGAUUGGACUUGCUUAAUAGUUAUCGGCGUGUUCGUGUGUUGACUUCAUUUAAAUGUAUUUGGAAUCGAAUAUUUUGUUUUGUCACGGAUACUGAAAUGAAUAUAUGGAGACUUGAAAAAAUAUGCUUCGAUCAAUAUUUGAGGGGAUAAUAUGUGUUUGUGUAUAUUUUAAAGAAAUAUAAAGUGAAAGGAGAUAUUGUUGACAAUGUUGUGUAUUUCGUAGCCAUGACCGGAGGUGAAAAUAUGCAGGAUUCCGCAACGCAGUCGGAAACUCCACAGAUACCACUGGAGUCGGUACCGGAGGAACCAGAUGAAGACGACAUAGAUCUUAACCUGACACAUCGGGAAGUGUCAACGCCAAACGUACGGAUACCAUCGCAAUCAGCUCGUGCAACCCUGGUACGGACGCCCGCAACACGGGAGAAAACCACAUCGCCUUUAGUGUUCUAUGAGGAAGAGGAGGAUAAAAAAGAUGUGGACGAAAACAUUCUAAUUACCGAGAUUAAACCUACUGAUUAUCAGGAAGUGAAAUUUGAGGUGGACGUUGACCAGGAAGAAGACUCUUUUUCGGAGGAAAGCGCGGAACUUAAGGACUUAGCGGUAGAACCGGUUGAGGCAGAACCAAAAGAGGAGGACUACGACACUGACCUUGAAAUUGAAGAAGAAAUCUUUGUGCACGAUACAACUGGACGAUCUCACUACACAAAAAUAUGCAACCAACUUGGACUGGUGCCCAUUACAUAUUUCGUUCGGCAUAUCCAAGACGCGGAACUAGCCAUGAGGUACCACGGACUGGGACCCAGUGCAGCAAGGGCAAUAGCACUCGUGUUAAAGGACACAAUAUCACUAGAAAAACUAGACUUACGCGGUAACUGGAUUGAAGGGGAAGGUGGUGAAGCAGUGGCGCGUAUGUUGGAGGAAAAUGACUACGUCACAGACGUGUGUCUUGCAGACAACAAACUAGGACUGGUGGGUGCCCAGAGUUUAUGUAGAAUGCUUAACACGAACGCAGGACUCCGCAAACUAGACAUAUCAGACAAUGGAUUCGGGACAGUCGAAGCGGCUGUGAUAGCACAGGCCCUUGAGACAAACAAAUAUCUAAAAGUGCUCAACCUGAGUCAUAAUCGGUUCGAUGAACAAGCUGGGGAAAUUCUUGGUCCCGCCAUAGGUGCCAAUGACAUCUUAGAUGGUUUGGAUCUUAGUUGGAACUGUCUGCGGCAAAAGGGAGCGGUGGCCGUGGCAAAGGGUAUCAAGGAAAACGUAAGAUUAAAGAAAUGCAGUCUUGCGUGGAACGGUUUUGGUCCAGACGGUGGCGCAGCGAUCGCUGAUGCUCUGAUGACCAACAACUCUCUACAGGAAAUUGACAUCAGUGGCAACAGGCUAAGCGCAGAUGUCGCCUUAAGAGUGGCAAAGGCCAUAACGAGUAAUGACAAUAUCAGAAUACUCAGGAUGGGCAACAACCUUCUUACAACGGCAGGUGCAAUAGCGCUAGCAAAGGCUAUAAAUGAAAGUGAAAGUAGUGAAAUGGAGGAGCUGGACUUAACGGAUGUUCCUGUUGAAUUUGAAUUUUUGCGCAUCAUAGAAGACAUCAAAGCUAAAAGACCAAAUUUCAAAGUUGUUCAUGGUCCUAUAUUGAGAGUAGGAAACACUACUGAGGACUUAGGCAAACCUGCUAUUGAUCCCAAUCCACGCCGGAAGAAGGAUCCUAUAAUGGUCUUGGAUCAGCACAUAGUCGUGAACGACUUCCGUUUGUUGGAUAUCCUUAAACGUUACGACCCUGACAGCACAAUGACCCUUGAACCUCAGCAAUUCCUUGCUGCUUGCGAGGAAUUAGCUCUCCCAUACGACAGGGCUAAGGUAGAAGAGGCUGUUAAACGUCUAGUUGACCAGAAACCAGGAAAUGAUCAAGGCAGAAUCUACUUUGGAAAUUUCUUUGACCAAGACAAACUUCAGGACCAUAUCAAGAAAUAUCAAGAGAGGACAGACAAUGAAACUUGACAACUAAGAUGUUUCUUUCUUUCUUUCUGGACUAUGUAUGGGGAUUCUUCACAUGUGAUAAACAGACUUGUCAUUAUUGACAAUGUGGAUUAUAACCUUUAAAAGUGUCACAGUAUUUUACAAAUCAUGUGAUAUUAUAACCUGCCUGUGCAGACUGUGCCAACUUGAACCUUGUGCCUACUUUUAUAUCAAGAGAUAUGCAUGGAUAUUCUUAAAUAUGACUCAGUCUUGCAAGUAAGGUGAAUCAGUGUUUUUAACCUCAAGCAUGUUUUUACAUGGAAAACACACUUUGUUUAUAUAGAUCUAUAACACAGAUGUUUAUUUCUACACAUUAUUAAAAGUAUUAUUUUUUAUUGUUAGUUAGAGCAAAUUUACUUUUAUUUUGCAUGUAUGUGAAAAAAAAUUUCAGUGAAUAAAUUAACAGGGUACA
Molecule: messenger RNA, 2856 nt
Organism: Ostrea edulis (European flat oyster)
Lineage: Eukaryota; Metazoa; Mollusca; Bivalvia; Ostreida; Ostreidae
Product: leucine-rich repeat-containing protein 74B-like
Exons: 13
Coding region: 654-2426 (590 amino acids)
Molecular function (GO): protein binding
Source: RefSeq, a predicted model, not a curated record